AUGGCGCCUCCUCCGUCGGCCUCUCUCCCGCUGCAGCAGAGGCUUAUUGCCCUUGCGCAGACGCUGCAAUUCGCGUGGUUUGUCGGACACCUGACUCUCCUCUUCUGCAUCUUCCGAUACAGCUUCUCGUACAUCACGUUUAACUACUAUUCACGAUGGGCGAUCUUUUCCUACCGCACAGCCUUUGUCUCGGCAGCGGUGACAUACGGGAUUGUGGUGUACAAGGCUUUCCGCGCUCGAUCAAGAGCUGGGAGCAGAGCUCAGGGAGGUGUUCUUUCGCUCGCAGCUGAUGAGAACGUCCAAUAUCUGGCCAUGGCGCUCGUCUGGCUCUUCUCUCCACAGUAUCCUCUCGCCAUGCUCCCCUUUGGCGUCUACUCUGUCUUCCACGUCGCGACCUAUACUCGCACGAAUUUGAUCCCCACCAUCCAGCCAGCGAAGCAAACCUCCCCAGCCCCCGGUGCAUCCCCAUCCGCCAAGCCCCCUGCGAACCCAACAGCCGAGACGAUCGGCCGAUUCGUCAAGGAAUACUAUGAUGCUUCUAUGGGACUGGUAGCCAUCCUCGAGAUCCUACUCUGGGGCCGAAUUUUGCUCUCUGCUAUUAUCUUCGCCAGGGGUUCUUGGAUCUUGAUCGCUAUCUACACCGCCUUUCUCCGUGCCAGAUAUGCUCAGAGCAGCUUCGUCCAGGGCCAAUUCAGUCAUUUGGAAGCAAGAGUUGAUAGUCUCGUGGGCGCACAGUCUACCCCUCCUGCUGCCAGACAGGCGUGGGAUACCGUCAAGAAUGCGGCCAGGUCUUUCCGCGAUGCUACUGAUAUCGGACGCUAUGUCCAUGGUGCUCCAGCACAGAAGAAGGCGGCUUAA
Messenger RNA from Venustampulla echinocandica, 858 nucleotides. RefSeq lists its product as uncharacterized. The record is from RefSeq and is a predicted model, not a curated record. Gene Ontology annotation, cellular component: membrane; endoplasmic reticulum. The transcript is spliced from 4 exons. Bases 1 to 858 code for a protein of 285 amino acids. Gene Ontology annotation, biological process: membrane organization; endoplasmic reticulum tubular network organization. Lineage: Eukaryota; Fungi; Ascomycota; Leotiomycetes; Helotiales; Pleuroascaceae.